Messenger RNA from Oryza brachyantha (malo sina), 1295 nucleotides. Its product is annotated as LOB domain-containing protein 15. The coding region runs from base 148 to 876 and encodes 242 amino acids. The record is from RefSeq and is a predicted model, not a curated record. Lineage: Eukaryota; Viridiplantae; Streptophyta; Magnoliopsida; Poales; Poaceae. The transcript has 4 exons.
UUUCCUUACUUGCAAUUCCGAACUUUACACUUCUAUACCCUCCUCUCCUCUGGCCCUAUCUGCAUCUCCUCCUCAUCCUCAUCUCCUUUUUGUUCUUGUUGUCCAUCUCCAUCUCAUCAUUUCUCCCUAGCACAGGAGUAUGCCUCAAUGUCCACAGAGAGGGAGAGACUCGAUGAGGUCGGCAAGAAGAUCAAGCGAGAACCGGACACCUCUGGCGUCGUAGUCGCCGCCGCCGCCGCCACCGGCACCGCUACCGCUACUGGCGCGCCGAUCGAGCACCGCGUCCCCCACCGCCUUGGCCUCGGCGGCGCCGUGAACACCGUGACCCCGUGCGCCGCGUGCAAGCUCCUCCGCCGGCGCUGCGCGCAGGAGUGCCCCUUCGCUCCCUACUUCUCGCCGCACGAGCCCCACAAGUUCGCCGCCGUCCACAAAGUCUUCGGCGCCAGCAACGUCUCCAAGAUGCUCUUGGAGGUCAGCGAGGCAGAGAGAGCCGACGCGGCGAGCAGCCUGGUGUACGAGGCCAAUCUGCGGCUGCGCGACCCCGUGUACGGGUGCAUGGGCGCCAUCUCGAUGCUGCAACAGCAGGUGAACGCGCUGGAGGCCGAGCUAGAAGCCGUCAGGACCGAGAUCUUCAAGCACAGAUACCGGCAGGCCGGCGCCGGCGUUCCCGGCCUCAUGGACGACGUCCAUGCCGCGGCCGUCUUCCCUUCUCCUGCUCCUCCGCCCAUCCAUGCCAGGGACGUGGUGUCAGUGGUGGAGGCCGGCGGGCAAGAGUUGACCGGGGCGCCGGUAAUCUCGGCGGCGGCGUCCCCGCCGGUGUAUGCUGCCGGACAGCCAUCAAGUACUACUGACUACGGCUCCCUCAACACAAGCUAGAAUGAUCUACCAGAGUACCAGUAGAGCAUGCGUGAUCCUUGAACUGAUAAUUAGAUUGGUGACGAGACCUACAAGGAUAGGUCAUGCGCUGAUGUGCACCAGUACAGUGACAUCUCCAUGGAUAUUAUUUGCUUAGGAGUAAUACAUAUCAAUUUCAUUGAUUAGUUCUUACUAUUCGAAAGAUAAAUUAACUUGAUACUUACAUGGUCACACCAUUGCCACUGGUUAGUUAGUUAUGCAUAUCAAUUUCUAGUCUUGUUCACAUAAUUUGGCAAUGGAUCAUUGCUCUCAAAUAGGCUACACUUGGACACAUGCACAGAACUUAUGAAACAUGCCACUGAAACUACUGUAGAUCUGUAGCAUAUAUAUGCACGUCUACACUAUAUGCAUCGUAACUCGCUUGUUCAAUCCUAAUGUAG